GGAGGAAUUGGCCACCAGUUGGUGAGUGGCCAUCGGGUCCCGUGGAUUGGCCUCCCACUCGCCCAUCACUUGACCCCUCCUUCACUCUCGCCCUGACAACAACAGCUCAGCUGGAUUGGUAGGUAUAAACUGUGUACUCCGUACAGAGUAGGGUGACUAUUUAUACCUCUUUGACUUUCCCUCCCGGGUACCACAAUUCCUCCACACAUCACCACUUACUUCCUGUCUCAACAACAACAACAACAACACAAAGUUGGAACUAUACAUCCAUACAUCCAUACAACCAUACCAUAACACACUUCACGUCACCGCCAUGGACUCCAACGUCAUCGACCAAACUCCCCUCUCCGCAUCCCCCACUGAGCGUCGUGAUUCGCUCGAGAAACUUCUCCAACACCGCCCUGACAUUCAAGAUCUGAAAGAACGACACAUCCUCCUCGACACCAACGUCGCCCCAUCCCUCCAAGCCACCAGAGAGGAACUCGCCCGCCAGCGCAAGGCCGACGAUCUCAAGAAGCAUCUCGAGCACCGGCCCGAACGCGAGGAACUUGUUGAACGUAAUAUCCUUCCCUCCUCAAAUGCUGCACCCGCUCUGCAAGCCAACGCCCGUGAGCUCGAGAAACACAUGCUCGCCGACCAUCUGGAUCAGAAGAUCCAGACGCGGCCGGCUCCGGAUGAGCUGAUCUCUCAGGGUAUUCUCACGGAGGAUGAGGACCCGCGGUUUCCCACUGUUUAAUAGGCCCGAAUGUUUAGGUGGGGGUUCGCUUUGCUGGUGGAAUAUACUCUCAAUAACUGGAAUUAAAUGCUUGCCGGCGCGGUGCUUCUUUGUGGACUUUUCGGGAAGAAGGGGGUUAAUUGUACCUAUUACAGGCGAUUCUGAUUGUGAUAACUUUAGUUAUGAUUACGAGUAAUUCCAUUUUUCUUUCUUGCAAUCCUUUACU
Aspergillus saccharolyticus JOP 1030-1 is the source of this 941-nucleotide messenger RNA. Its product is annotated as RPEL repeat-containing protein. The coding region runs from base 314 to 736 and encodes 140 amino acids. Lineage: Eukaryota; Fungi; Ascomycota; Eurotiomycetes; Eurotiales; Aspergillaceae. The record is from RefSeq and is a predicted model, not a curated record. The transcript is spliced from 3 exons.